Molecule: messenger RNA, 3367 nt
Organism: Rhipicephalus microplus (southern cattle tick)
Lineage: Eukaryota; Metazoa; Arthropoda; Arachnida; Ixodida; Ixodidae
Product: zinc finger C4H2 domain-containing protein
Biological process (GO): positive regulation of neuron differentiation
Cellular component (GO): nucleus
Source: RefSeq, a predicted model, not a curated record
AGCGCACUUUACAGGGCGCAGCCUUGCUUGAGCUUGGAAAGUUGCUGGAGAUCGCUACGCCGACUGCUUGCUCGACGUACGACACAUCGCGAAUACAAUCGCGCACAUUAGCAGGUGUUUAUGCUGCUGACCGCACCGAGUACCGGAAUUUGUCAUCAACUGCUGCGAUCUACCGACGGCCCUCAAUCGCUACGCGCUGAAAGACCAUGACGGAUGAAGCUACGAUCAUGGGAAAACUGGAGUGCCUCAAGGAAAUAAGGGCCCGCACGGUUCAGAUGGAAAAGCUCAAAUCAAGGCUUCGCGGUGAAAUAGAAGCGACGGAGAGCGAAGAACGCUGCCUCCAAGAGUACAGACACGAGAUGGAACUUUUGCUUCGGGAGAAGAUGGCCCACGUUGAAGAGCUGAGGCAGAUCCAUGCGGACAUCAACGUGAUGGAGACGGUAAUCAAGCAGUCUGAGGAGGACAGGAACAAGCACCUCGACGGGGCUAAGCAAAUGCACCACGAGUACAAGCCACUCAAAGAUCUGGUCGACAAGCUCCGGUUGGAGAUCGGCCUCUCCAAGCUGCCAGAGCUGCACGAGGAGGACCAAACCUUCAAGCCAGAGUUUUUCGAGAAGCAGAAGACCGAGUGGCACCAGAGCGACCUGACCGAAGCAGCCCUGCCCCCGUCCCUGGCCGCGGCCGUGCAGCAGAUGCAGCAGCCGGGGAGGAGCAAGGCUCUCGCCGAACGCCCACAGCCCUCGGCCUUCCGCCAGCAGCCGCCGCCCAUGAAGGCGUGCUUGUCCUGUCACCAGCAAAUCCAUCGCAACGCACCCAUCUGCCCUCUCUGCAAAGCAAAGAGUCGUUCCAGGAAUCCGAAGAAGCCAAAGCGCAAGCUGGAAGAUUAAGUACUUCAUGCGCACUUUGAGGUCUCUUUGUAUUGACCUAUUCUGUUCUCUUUGUCUUUCUAAUGGUGCCGUUCGGGCCCUUUCCAUGACAAGAUUUAAAGGAACAACUUUUUGCACACACAGUAUGACAAUGAAAAGGCAACUAUGUUAACAUAACACAGAAUGUAUGAUCUGUUGUGUAUAUUUAGUUGACCCACAAAUGGCGUUUUUUGUUUGACGAAUGAUCGCCUGGCAGAGCGGUCACCAGAAUUGCAUGUUUACUGUUUGUAAGCACCACAUGCACGUAUGGCUCUGUGCCUACUCAAACGCUGCUGCUGUCGGCGUUUAGUUUUUCCAAACUAUCUUACGAGAAUGCUAGUGUAUUGUUUUUACAGUGCUUUGCAGUACAUGUAGUCAAUAAAUUCUUCUUUCCCAUUCCCCAGUAAAGUUAUUUUAUCUUCAUGUACUUUCUCUUGUUCUCAUAUAUUGACAUCAUCGUGGCCAAAUUUCUGCAAAACAGAGUUAUGCCAUGUCCUCUCUGGAAGCGAGUCAGUCCUAAAAUUUUUGUGUGUUUAUUCAGUUUGAAGUUAGGCAAGUUUACAUUCAUGCAAGUAAGUUUUAUGAGUUAUAUUAACUUGAACAUUCUACUUACAAAUGUUAUCAUAAUCUACAUAAUGAAAGUUUAUGCUCUUGGCUUGAAAUCAAAGACUUAACAUAGAUCAACUAAGUUUAAAUAAAUAUGGGUCACUUAUUGUUUGCUCCUUUGAUUCAUGAUGGAUGGUAAUUGUCUAGUAUUUUUCCUAACCACUGAUGUACCUUUUUACUUGAAGGUUUGCGAUCUGCUGCUAUUAUACUCCGUGCUCGUGUUUAUAUGUGCCUUUAUAAUGCCAUAGUUUGAUUUUUUUUGUGCAGUUCACUGCUGAUAAUCUAUAAUGCAGAGAAAGAGCCUCAGUUCGCUGAUGUGUACAUUAUAUUGUAGCACAGUCAGUUGGUAGCUUAGCCUUGGCUACGAGCCUCAGCACGUUGUUCGGAAAUGCAUGCCAGGUGUAGCUUCGGUUCGUCAUGCAUUGUGCAACCCAUUACAUCCUCACUCGUGCUUGUAUUUGCUUUAUAUUUGUGUCAUAAUUCAUUGAUGGCAUAGAAUUAGCAGAAAUUAUGGGCCUUUCUUAAAAGCUGUUUGUGAUUUCUUGCACUUAAUUUUAAUCCAAGAGGCACCACCCGCUGUACGUGACCUUGGAGAUGUUAAGACGGUGUGUGUGCCAUGGCAUGUCACAAGGGCUGCAAAAUCUUUGAGCCCACGAAUUUUAAACUACUCCUGCCACUUUGUAUUUUCUGGCACGACGUCCUAAAAUUUCUACAAACUCGAAGCAACAACAGACUGUGCUGCACAUAUGAAACAGGAAUUAGAAAGCUCUGUUCAUUUGACAUCGAGAAAGCAGUAGAUUAGAAAUUGUAAAAAAAAAAUGGUGUAUCUAUUCAAAACAUGAACGCUGCUGAUGACUCAAGCAUACAACAGUAGCUGAAUGCUCUCGCUCCCUCCUCACCAAGCUUUUUCUAAACUUGUGCAAAUAUCACUUUUUUGGCCUCAAUGCAGUAUAUUUACUACAAAAGCUUUUAUUUACAUGUUGUCUUCGUUACAUACUAGUCUAAUUAUACAGUUAUUUGCAUCAGCACGAAACAAACAUGUGGUGCUACAUAUGUGCAGUCUACUAUCCACUUUGCAUGCAGACUAGCAGUCUUGCUCAUUGCCAUUUGCUCCGGCUGCUGAGCAUUGUGAGAAAGCUUGGAAAGUAUUUAAUCACGCUUCCACCAAUGACUAGCCGGGUAAAUUGAGUAACUGAUGCAGUGAAGCUAAGCUGGCUAAACAUAUUGUUAUCACCGUCGUGACUGAUUGCUCUGAAAAAUGCUGAAAAACAUUGCAUACCGAGUGUGAAGGCAACUUUCUGGCUCCCGUGAACUUUAUCAACUAAAAUGAGCAGGACUUCGCAAUCAGUGGCGAGUUACGUGCCAUUUUUAAGACAAACAAUGCUCCUAGGCACUGCUCACAUGCUACGAGGCUCCCGGUUGGCCCAUAGCCACCACAGCCAACAUAUUGCAAGGGGGCAUGAAAAUGCAGCAAGUGUAGAAUGUUCGUUUUGUAGCAUUAUCAAUGUUUCAUUCAAUUUUGUGCUGUUAGUACUUUAGGCCCAAGUACAGCUGGUGUAGUUGCAUGUGACAGUGUUUGAUACAGGUUGGCCUACUAGACUGUUACUGUAAACAGUAUUUCCUGUGGUGAAAACCAAAGAUAGUUGUUCUUUCCAGCCAUUGAAAUGGAUGCUUUCAACUGUGCUGAACCAUAGCUGUAACUGCACUAGCAAUGUGAUCAAUGCCCGUUGUAUUUUGUGUUCAGUUUCUGUUCUCCUUUAAAAUUUGUAACCAGUCAGAGAUUGUGUGCCGUAAAUGACUUGUACCUCUACAGUUGUAGGAACAGUGAGUAAAAUGUGGUACACGUUUACAGCAAA